AUGGCAAUUGAUUGGGUUCAAAUUGAAGCAAAUAGUAGCGUUCUUCACGAUGAGUUUAUAGCUCAUAGGAUGGGCUUGAUUCCUUUAGUAUCGGAUUAUGUUGUAGAUCAAAUGCAAUAUACGAGAGAAUGUCAAUGUACCGAGUUUUGCAAUCAGUGUUCCGUUUCAUUCG
Auanema sp. JU1783 is the source of this 172-nucleotide messenger RNA. Lineage: Eukaryota; Metazoa; Nematoda; Chromadorea; Rhabditida; Rhabditidae. The record is from the annotation of a GenBank genome assembly.